AGCCCUCCGUUGGCUCAUGGCUGUCCCGCCCUGCUGCUGCUUGUGUGGUGGAGACGGCUUCGCCCGCAUGCCUUCCUCACUCUCCUGCUGCCCUUCUCCCUUUUCUACAUCCAUCACCCCGCAUGUCUAUCUGCGUGUACUUGCCGUGAAGCUCAAGUUAGUUGGUCCGCUGAAGCGUCCGCCGGCGUUCUUAAGCUUUGGUUGGUGACAGUGGUCAUUGUAGUUAUUGUCGUCGUCGUCACGGUGUUCGUAGGAGAUUGUUUGGCUGGUGUCUUUGUUUUCUGAAGCUUGGGGAACGGCAACCCGCGGGUUCUGUAUUGACAGGGACGGAUGGCAACCGCGAGGUCAACCGGGUCUCCGAUGUCCUCCGCGGAGCUGGUUAGAUUGAAUUGGUCCUCUUCGUCGAUCAAUGGAAAUGGCGCGGAUAGGUUCCUACAUACUUCGAAUUUUACGAGAUCGAGCGUGAGUUGCCCCCGUGUUGCACAGCCCAGGGCGAUGGGCAACAAAAACGAAGGCAAAGGGAUUUUUGCACCGCUUGUUGUGGUGACGAGGAACGUCAUGGGGAAAAAAGAGUUUAACCAGCUUCGUGGCAAGGCCAUUGCGUUGCAUUCGCAGGUUAUCGGAGAGUUCUGUAAGACUAUCGGUGCUGACAGCAAGCAGAAGCAAGGAUUGAUCAGACUUGCGAAGAAGAAUGGGGAAAAACUGGGCUUUCUUGCGUAAUCUUGCAGCGUGGAGACUCCACAAUCUCUCAUUAGGAUUAAGAGUAGAAUCAGAUGAAAUUUUUAGAGGCUGCUUUAAUUGGCAGUGCAUGUAUCACCAACUCAUUGUAUUUCCUUCUUUUCGCGGAGGGUGGGUCUGUCUUGUGAUCAAGGCUCUCAUGUAGUAGCACCAUGCUACGCACUGCCGAUUCGCAUCAAAUCCUGGUAGGGAGAUUGUCCGACUGAUUAUACGAUACCUGAAACAAGCUAUGUUUUCCAUCUUCGGAGGGGAGGGUUAGUCAUGUACUCUUAGAUUGUUUACGCAGCUUAUGUCCAAUUUUUGCCCAACGGCGCGAGCAAGAGCUCCCAUUCCAUAAACCAUUUCAGUGAUUAUCAAUACUUAUUCAAAACUUUCCGGAAA
Physcomitrium patens is the source of this 1119-nucleotide messenger RNA. Its product is annotated as protein PROTON GRADIENT REGULATION 5, chloroplastic. Gene Ontology annotation, cellular component: chloroplast. Gene Ontology annotation, molecular function: electron transfer activity. Gene Ontology annotation, biological process: response to high light intensity; photosynthetic electron transport in photosystem I. Lineage: Eukaryota; Viridiplantae; Streptophyta; Bryopsida; Funariales; Funariaceae. The record is from RefSeq and is a predicted model, not a curated record.